Messenger RNA from Mizuhopecten yessoensis (Yesso scallop), 1397 nucleotides. RefSeq names its product eukaryotic translation initiation factor 6. Gene Ontology annotation, biological process: maturation of LSU-rRNA; maturation of 5.8S rRNA; ribosomal subunit export from nucleus. The coding region runs from base 133 to 870 and encodes 245 amino acids. The record is from RefSeq and is a predicted model, not a curated record. Lineage: Eukaryota; Metazoa; Mollusca; Bivalvia; Pectinida; Pectinidae. The transcript is spliced from 7 exons. Gene Ontology annotation, cellular component: cytosol; preribosome, large subunit precursor; nucleolus. Gene Ontology annotation, molecular function: ribosomal large subunit binding.
UGAUGACGUAGACAUCCUCUUGCACCACAGUGUAGAAAGCAUGACAUCGGCUCUGUGAAAUCUUGCUUCGAUUUCACAAUCACUCGUAGUUUAAGAGAUCUUUCCUUUAAGUGUUAGUUUCAUUAUUCAAUUAUGGCUGUCCGCGCACAGUUCGAAGGAAAUAACGAAGUUGGAGUUUUUUCUAAACUCACAAAUGCCUACUGUCUUGUUGCAAUAGGAGGCUCCGAAAACUUUUACAGUGUGUUUGAAGGAGAAUUGUCUGAAACUAUUCCUGUUAUUCAUACCAGUUUAGCAGGAUGUAGAAUAAUCGGAAGAAUGUGUGUUGGAAACAGACAUGGUUUAUUGGUACCAAGCACAACUACAGAUCAGGAACUACAACACAUACGCAAUGCUCUGCCAGACAGUGUUGCUCUCCAGCGAGUUGAGGAGAGAUUAUCUGCCCUUGGUAAUGUCAUUACGUGUAAUGACUACGUUGCACUUGUACAUCCAGAUAUUGACAGAGAAACAGAAGAAAUCAUUACAGACACAUUGAAAACAGAAGUGUUUCGACAGACAGUGGCAGAGAAUGUGCUGGUUGGUAGUUACUGUGCCAUCAGUAACCAGGGAGGCCUGGUUCAUCCAAAAACAACAGUAGAAGAUCAGGAUGAGCUGUCCUCACUUUUACAAGUUCCUUUAGUGGCUGGCACAGUAAACCGAGGCAGUGAUGUGAUAGGGGCGGGGCUGGUGGUUAACGACUGGAUUGCUUUCUGUGGACUGGACACAACAAGUACAGAACUCUCGGUGGUGGAAAGUGUAUUUAAACUUGGAGACAGACAGCCUAGCAAUAUCACAACAGAAAUGAGGGAAAGCUUAAUCGACAGUAUGACUUAAUACGGCAGUUCUUCAUACCGAUUUACACAACAAGAAGAUGACUGGCUGUUGAACGAUUAUGGUCUGGAAUCGUAUCAUUCAAACAGACAAUUUUUGUACAUAGAAGGUGCUUCAACCUACGUUAAUUUGUACAGAUACUGUGUCAUCGUAUAGCAAAAACAGUAAAGGAAAGAAAUUUUUGUUAAUAUGAAGCCUAAACAUAUUAAACCAAAUGUUGGAGAGAUAUAGUUAAACAUGAAGGCUGUUUCCUGUCAGGUUGUUAUUCUAACAUCAUUGUUACCGCUACUGUUUGGUUGUUACAAGAAUGGACAUAAAAUGGUGCCAAAAGCUUUGGAUCUGAUUCAUUGAAUGUGAAUGCAUUGUAUAAAUGUCCUAAUGUUUGGACACACAUCAUCGUUCUCAUCAGUACCAACCUAUUUUGUGUGUAGCAUUGAACACAGGCUUGGUGGCUAGUGCUAUACAUAUUCUUCAAGUGUUAAAUCAUGAUUAAAAAGCAUGAUAAAUAAUAAAUAAAAAUAUUGAAAUCA